AUGGGACAGCCUGGAUCGCCCCCUAGGACGAGGUCAAAACCGGUCUUCGAGUUUGGUUCGUUAUCCAAUCUUCUCUGUUGUUUGUGGUCCAUAUAUGUCACCUAUCACUCAACAACUUCACGUUCGAUUGUUCGAAGUAUUGCAACAAAAACGACUGAACUACCAUCAUCCCACGUAGCUAUUUUUUUCCCUUUCUCCGGCGGCCGGAAAACGAAUACAGGAGUUACAGAAACGGUGGUGAUCAUUGUCGGCGCCGGCCCAUCUGGCCUGUGCACCGCCGCAUCCCUCCACCGACUCUCGAUCCCAUACGUAAUCCUCGAAAGAGAAGAUUGUGUUGCUUCAUUAUUCAAGAACAAAUCAUACCACCGGUUUCACCUCCACUUAACCAAGGAAGCCUGUCAGCUUGCUCACAUGAAUUUUCCGGCGAACUUUCCGACGUAUGUACCCAGAAAAGAUUUCUUGAAAUACUUGGACGAUUACGCAUCUCAUUUUGAGAUUAAACCGAUGUUCCAUAACUUCGUAAAGCUUGCAAAGUAUGAUGAAGAUCGGAAGAAAUGGAAGGUGGAGGUGGAGAUAGUUGGUGGAGAGGAGGACGGUGGUGGUCGGUGGUAUGAGGGAGAGUUUUUGGUGGUGGCCACCGGAGAAACCAGUGAUCCGUUUAUUCCGGAGGUUGAUGGGUUGAGUGAGUUUAGAGGUGAAGUUAUUCAUUCAACGGAGUAUAAAUCCGGCGAACGAUAUGAGAAUAAGAAGGUUUUGGUCGUCGGAGCUGGGAAUUCCGGCAUGGAAAUUGCACUUGAUCUGUGUAACCAUGGUGCAAAAACCUCCAUUGUUGUACCAAGUCCGAUUCAUAUAACACCCAGAUGGUCGAUAAAUUUUGGAUUUAAGUUAAUGACGCAUAUAAAGUUUAUACCAUGGCAUUGGGUGGACUCGUUCUUGGUGUUGACUAGCAAAGUAAUGUACGGAAACCUAACCAAAUACGGGAUCCAAAGGCCCAAAGAAGGUCCGUUGUUUCUGAAAGCAAGAUAUAACAGGUAUCCGGUUAUUGAUGUUGGCACAGCAAAAAAGAUCAAGUCUGGAGAGAUACAGGUCUUACCGGGGUUGAAAAGCAUAAAAAGUAGCGGAACAGAAGUUGUCUUUGAGAAUGGGAAAUGUUAUCAUUUUGAUACAAUCAUGUUCGCUACUGGGUUUAAAAGAUCUACCCAUCUGUGGCUUCAGGGAGGUGAUUUCCUUAUAGUUAAAGAUGGAUUUGCAAAGCCCAUGUACCCAAACCAUUGGAAAGGAGAAAAUGGGCUUUAUUGGGCUGGGCUUGCAAAGAGAGGUCUGUAUGGAUCAGCCAUGGAUGGUCAAAACAUAGCCCAAGACAUUUUCAACUUGGUAUCAAAAUAA
Messenger RNA from Cynara cardunculus var. scolymus (artichoke), 1386 nucleotides. Its product is annotated as probable indole-3-pyruvate monooxygenase YUCCA10. Gene Ontology annotation, molecular function: flavin adenine dinucleotide binding; monooxygenase activity. The coding region runs from base 1 to 1386 and encodes 461 amino acids. Lineage: Eukaryota; Viridiplantae; Streptophyta; Magnoliopsida; Asterales; Asteraceae. The record is from RefSeq and is a predicted model, not a curated record. The transcript is spliced from 5 exons.